This is a messenger RNA of Tinamus guttatus (white-throated tinamou), 580 nucleotides long. RefSeq names its product piercer of microtubule wall 2 (gene PIERCE2). Gene Ontology annotation, biological process: axoneme assembly. The record is from RefSeq and is a predicted model, not a curated record. Gene Ontology annotation, cellular component: axonemal microtubule. Lineage: Eukaryota; Metazoa; Chordata; Aves; Tinamiformes; Tinamidae.
GUUUCAAUGCACCUCUUGAGCAACAGUUGGUCUGACCACAAACAUUUAGCAAAUUCGGGAAGUUUUGCCCUCAUUUGAAAGCCUGACUGAAUCCAUCUUUUCACUAGGAACAGAUGACGACUUCUGCUGAGAAACUGCCAGCAAGUGCCAACCCCGAGAUAAAAAAACCUCCUCAUCUGCCUCUCUGCAAAAACCCUGGAAAUCCGGUGUUUUCCUGUAUGCUAGACCCAAAAACACUCACAACCAAUAUUUUUUUGACAAAGCCUCAGAUUCUACUGUUUAAAACAACUUCAAGCGAGUAUGGUGCAAUACCACCUACCUCCCAGAUAGCACCUUGUACUUACCAUCCAAAGGAUCAGGCAUUUACGACCCACUUACUCACCUGCGGGUCAUUUAGAAACAGCCAGUUAAACACUGCUCUUGACAGAGGUAGGGUUUGUGACUACCCAAAUUUUCAGCACACUCUGUAAAAACACAUCUCUCAUUUUCAUAUUUGUUUAUUUAAAUAGUGGGCCCUUAACCUUAGGAAAACAAGUUUGAAUUUGUUAUUUCAGUCAUUCUGGGACUAAACUGUCUAUAU